AUGGUUAUCGAGACCACGUGUGAUGUUUUAGAGAAUUUGUAUCAAGAGUCGUACAGUGAAGAAUGGCGAGAAUUCUUUGAUCAAUACAACAGUACCGAUGGCAUUCAAGAAAUUUUUGUGAAAAAGGAAGAUGACUGGAAUACUCCCGAUGGACCACGUAAACGCUAUCAGCGUUUUCGUGAUAAACGUUAUAUUUGUGAUGAAUGCGGUCGUUGUUUCACUUUAAAACAAAACGUCCAAUAUCACAUCGUUACCUAUCACCUUGGUAAUCAACAGAUCACCACCAAUCGUGGCAAACGUUACGUUUGCCUUACUUGCCAGAAAGUAUAUCGAAAUGCUGAAGCAGCUCGACAACACAAUGCACGAGAUCAUUUCCGCCUGCCUAAUAUACAAAUUCAUCGCUGUUCCACAUGCACUCGUAUUUUCCCAAAUAAUACUCAACUAAAAGAACAUAUUUCCAUACAACAUUUACAAGAGAAGCCAUAUGUAUGUGAUAAAUGUGGCUCAUGCUUUGGUCGACAGGGAGGCCUUCGACGUCAUCGUAUAAUGGUACAUACGAAUCGACGAUAUAAUUGCACCUAUUCCGGUUGCACUCAUCCUGGUUUCAAAUGUUCCAAGGCCUUAGCAGCUCACAUUCGAUCACGACAUACUAAAGAUAGGCCUUUUGCGUGCUUCGAAUGCGGAAAACGUUUUGUACGACGAAACGAUCAGCGUGUCCACGAGUUGUUGCAUAUUUCACAUGAGCAGUUCGAUUGUUAUAAAUGUGGACAGCGUUUUCGCCGCCAAAUUUAUCUCAAGAAACACGAGAGCUCAUGUCGAGUGAUUAAUGAUAAUGCAAACGCCUAUUCAUCCAUCCCUGACAAUGAGCUAAAAAGAAGAAAAGCUGAACAAAUGAGCAGUGACGGAAACCAUAGUGAAUCAGCACCUGCACGUAGCGCGUCACGGAGUCGAAGCGGAACACCAAUGGCCUCAGGUAAGAGUAAUGGCCAUGUUCGAUCUCCCUCGGGCUCUCGACCCCGUUCAUCGUCCCACCAUUCACUAUCUCAAUCACCAGUUCGUGAACGUUCAGCUGCUUCGCGAUCAUCUGGUGGACACGAAGCAUCCAGGUCUCCUUCUCGUGCUCGUUCAAGGUCACGCGACGAUCGACGUGUUCGCCGCUCACGCUCACCUGAGGAACGAAAACGAUACCGAUCACGCAGUCGUGAUUCACGUUACCGUCGACGAAGCGCUCAGAGUGGAACAUCACAGUUUCAAGCUCAGAGUUGGCUGUCAAAUUCAAAUCAAUACAGUUCAGAAUCCAUCCUCAAAUACCCAAUAUGCAAUGCACCACCACCAUACCGACAGUCAGUUGUGGGACGUGAUUUUAUCGGUCAUAUAAAGGAUUGUUUACUGUUAUACAACCGAUCACCAUCAUCGCCAGCUCGUCGCCGCUCUCGUUCACGUCGACGCAGUCGUUCACGUUCCCCACGACGAAUCAGCCGCUACUCGCCAAUAAGACGAAGCCGUUAUAACGAUGGUCGUGAUAAUCCGGAGCCCUGUUCAUGUCUUGGUGUUUUUGGCAUGUCACUCAAUACAACUGAGCGUGAUCUAAAACGCAUUUUCGGCGAAUAUGGAGAAAUUGAAUCGGUUCAACUUGUGUACGAUCGUUACAGUGGUCGUUCACGUGGUUUUGGCUUCGUCUAUUUUGAAACUACGAAAGAAGCAAUACGAGCAAAAGAUCAUCUUCGUGAUGCUGUCAUUGAUGGAAUGCGCGUUCGUGUUGAUUUUUCUGUGACCAAAGGAGCUCCGAGAUAGGGACGUUCACCUCGCCGUUCUCGUAGCCGCAGUGUGGACAGUUAUCGCAGACGCCGUUCGCGUUCUUAA
Molecule: messenger RNA, 1863 nt
Organism: Acanthocheilonema viteae
Lineage: Eukaryota; Metazoa; Nematoda; Chromadorea; Rhabditida; Onchocercidae
Source: the annotation of a GenBank genome assembly